This is a messenger RNA of Aspergillus oryzae RIB40, 1338 nucleotides long. RefSeq names its product ABC transporter substrate-binding protein. The transcript has 2 exons. The record is from RefSeq and is a predicted model, not a curated record. NCBI's taxonomy places the organism in Eukaryota, Fungi, Ascomycota, Eurotiomycetes, Eurotiales, Aspergillaceae. Bases 1 to 1338 code for a protein of 445 amino acids.
AUGCAUAGUGACUCGAGAGUGAUUUACAAUUGGAUUAUAAAUGUAGGGGCAGGAUCCCCCGACUGCAGCUGGCAUUAUUCUCAUAACUACCGCAUCUAUCUAUUCAGUUCCCACCUCACUGUUACUGGACGCAAUCUGUAUCGAACCAUGGUUUACUUGAAACGUCUCCUCGCUCUCUCGAGCCUUUUGUCACUCAGUCAAGCGCAGUGGUCUCCAAACGUCCCCUUGGAGACUCGCAGUCUCGACGAGAUCUACGAGGCCGCAAAGAAGGAGUCCGGCCCUCUGGUUGUGUCCUCUGGAGGGGAUGGUAAGUAUUCUUGCGGCUGUUACCCCUACCUAUUGCUGACAGCAUGCCUAGCCGGAAAUCAGAACGAUUUUAUCAUCAAUGCAUUCCAGAAACGCUUCCCUGAUAUCCAAGUGAACUGGACAGUCGACCUCUCCAAGUAUCACGCUAGCCGCAUUGACCGUGGCUUCUACGGUGAGGGAGAGACCACUGAUGUGGUAAUCCUGCAGACCUUGCAGGAUUUCCCUCGCUGGAAGUCGCAGAAUCGUCUCAUGUACUACAAACCAGCAGUGUGGAACGAUAUUUAUGCUUCUGAGCGCGAUCCUCAAGGUGCUUAUCUUCCCAUCGCAGAGUGUAAGUUAACCCUCCUUUGUAAACAUGAAUUUGAUCUGACGAUGUCUACAGAUGGCUUCGGCGGCAUCUUCUGGGACAGCACCAAGCUGAACGAAUCCGAGGUCCCUGACGACUACGCAUCUUUCACUGACCCAAAAUGGCACGGGAAGCUGGUCCUCACCUAUCCCAACGACGAUGAUGCCGUUCUGUAUCUCUUCGCUAAGAUUAUCGGCCGCUACGGUUUUGAGUGGCUCGAUGCCCUUCAAGCGAACGACGUCCAGUGGGUACGGGGCUCCUACACCCCUGCUGCUGUUAUCUCGGCCGCCCACAACAACACCAGCAAUCCUCGGUCAAUCACCUUCACGACCGCCGAUGGUUCCGAAGACUGGUGGGGAACCAAGACCCCUCAAAAGGACGAGAGCAUGAGCUGGUCCCAGACAGGAGCGAUCCUUGCCAGCACAAAGAGGCCUGAGACCUCUAAGCUUCUGCUCAGUUUCUUGGUCAGCGAUGAGUGGCAGAAGGCUCAGGCUGAUGCUGGUAGCUUCGUUCCCCGGGUUAGCCUGGACCAGGGCAGGCUUUACGAGCAGAAUGUUAGUGAGGUUGGUGGCUUCCGGGUCUUCAUGAACCAGCGGAAUGUUGUCGAUUGGUGGAAGAGCCAGUUGGAGACUACUUUGGGUACUCCUCAGGGAAUUAGUCCGUUGGAUGUCUAUCCUCGUGUCUAG